AUGUCAAGUAGGGGACUGUUGAGCUGUGCGAACUUCUCAGGACGCAUCGAGUUGAGGAAACUGAUUACUGAAGCGACCCAUGGAAAGCGUACCGAAGAGUCUGUCGGCGUGAAGCUUGAGGUCAUCGAAGAAUUUCUCAAUGGGAUUCUUGGCGGACGGGGAGGGAGAGUGUUGGUUUGGGGUAGGGGUGGAAGUUGGGGACUUGACAGCACCGGUCAGGCCCUUGAUUCCAGACGCCUUGUCUUCGUCGAUGAUCUUGUUAAUCUUUUUGUGUUGGCGUUCGACCAGUUUGUGCAGCGCGGAGAGGUCGGCGAGUUUUUGCUCCGAGAGGCAUUGUGUGACCGCUUGUUGUGCGUGAAGCACGGCAUUGGUAAGGGUAUCAAUGGCAACUGUCAACUCCUUUUCGGCUUCAUUGACAUUCACUUCGACGUCAUGAAUCCUAUUCUCCAGUUCUCUUUUCAACGUGUCCAUCAAUUUCUCUGCAGCCUCUCUGCCUUCCCUAACCUUCUGAGGCACGUUCUCAAGCUGCUUGGUUUUUUGAAGGACUUCGUGGAUGCCAUUGCUUAUGACACUGUUUACGUUGGAUUGCUGGGUGUUAAGCUCAUCCUUGAUUGCGUUGAGACUGCUACAGAUAUUACCUUCUCUUAA
Messenger RNA from Babesia ovata, 648 nucleotides. RefSeq lists its product as uncharacterized. The transcript has 4 exons. Bases 1 to 648 code for a protein of 215 amino acids. The record is from RefSeq and is a predicted model, not a curated record. NCBI's taxonomy places the organism in Eukaryota, Apicomplexa, Aconoidasida, Piroplasmida, Babesiidae.